AGAUGGCGACGUCGACCAGGAAGUAGGUAAACAACCGUACAGGGGUAGAAAAAUAUGGAUUAACCCCUCCAAUUUGCCUAUUCCGAUCAAGAAAAACCCAGAUUGAGUGGUCGUUAGUGCUCGUGGAAGGGUUUCGCGGACAGGGGGGUUUAAUUAACGCGCGAGAUGGCUGGAAAAUGACAGGAGUUUGACGUAUGACCAUGUUUCUGUUCGGAGCCUGAUGCCCACUCUUGCCACGUCUGUUGUCAUGGACACGGAGGACUAUCUGCACCCUGAGGGCCCUCAGCUCGGGAGCCCGAAGUUCAGCGCUCCCAGUCCUCCUCUCACAAGUUCCAUGGAGAGUCAGCUGUAUCAGUCGAACUCAUGGACGUAUCCACAGCAAACUCAAUACAACCAGCACUAUCCUAUGCAAUCUGGGAGGCAGCUCCAGCCGAACCCGUCCUCGGUGAAUCUGGACCUGUCUGACAUAGACUUUCAUGACCUUGUGCGGAAUGGAGAUUUCUCCCAGGACAUAGAUGAGCUGUCCAACACAUCGCUGUUCUCCUCACCAUCUGAUUCGCUGUCAGAGUAUCCAGACCCUUCAGGAUUUGGCACCGAUAGCCUGGCACAGUUGCCCGCCGAGGUCCCCGCGCCACAGAUGUACUGGGAAAUACCUGGACACAGUCAGAGACCGCAGAACCUGAGCAUGUUUCCUGGAUUCCUGAGCAAUCUGUCUGGAUUUAAGCCUGCUGCUGCUGCUCCUCCUCUGCCGCCACCACUGGAGGAAGAGGAGGAGGCAGAUGAGGAAGAGACGGAGGAGUUGGGGCACGCUGACACGUACGCCGAAUACAAGCCAUCCAAAUCUACUAUAGGAAUCUCUCAUCCUGACAUCGUGGUGGAGACCAACACACUGUCCAGUGUUCCUCCUCCUGACAUCACCUACACACUGUCCAUUCCAGACAACACCAUUAACUCCGGCCUGCUGUCCGCCCUGCAGCUGGAGGCCAUCAUCUAUGCCUGCCAGCAACACGAGGUGAUUCUUCAGAACGGUCAGCGAGCCGGGUUUCUGAUCGGAGACGGAGCCGGCGUCGGGAAGGGCCGCACUGUAGCCGGAAUCAUACUGGAGAAUUUCUUAAAGGGACGGAAGAAAGCGCUAUGGUUCAGUGUGUCAAAUGACCUGAAGUACGAUGCUGAGAGAGAUCUCAAAGACAUAGAAGCUCCCAACAUCCCUGUGUUUGCUUUAAAUAAGAUUAAAUACGGAGAUACGGCUACCUCAGAGGGCGUUUUAUUCGCCACAUACUCAGCGCUGAUUGGAGAGAGCCAGGCCGGAGGGCAGCACCGCACCAGACUCAAACAGAUCCUGGACUGGUGCAAACCCAGCUUUGAUGGAGUCAUUGUGUUUGACGAGUGCCAUAAGGCUAAAAAUGCGACCUCCACAAAAAUGGGCAAAGCCGUCCUGGACUUGCAGAGCAAACUGCCCCGGGCGAGAGUGGUGUAUGCUAGUGCCACAGGUGCUUCUGAGCCAAAGAAUAUGAUAUACAUGAGCCGACUGGGGAUCUGGGGACAAGGAACGCCGUUUAAGACGUUUGAUGACUUCCUGCAUGCUAUAGAGAAGAGGGGUGUUGGUGCCAUGGAGAUUGUUGCCAUGGACAUGAAAGUGAGUGGCAUGUAUAUCGCACGGCAGCUGAGUUUUUCCGGCGUCUCCUUUCGUAUAGAGGAGAUCACACUGGACGAAGAGUUCAAACUAGUCUACAACAAAGCAGCUAGACUGUGGGCCGAGGCUCUCGAACUGUUCACCAGAGCUGCUGACACGCUGGGUCUGGCCUCCCGUAAGUCUCUGUGGGGUCAGUUCUGGUCGUCACACCAGAGGUUUUUUAAGUACCUCUGCAUCGCCGCUAAAGUCCGUCGUCUGGUUGAACUCGCUCAUACUGAGAUGCGGCAAGACAAGUGCAUCGUGAUUGGUCUGCAGUCCACAGGAGAGGCUCGUACUCGAGAGGUCCUGGAUGAAAACGACGGACACCUGGACAGAUUCGUCUCCGCUGCUGAGGGUGUUUUCCAGUCGUUAGUUCAGAAACACUUCCCAACAGAGAAACCUAAAAGAGAGAAGAGCGCCGCAAGCAAGAGGAAACGAAAAUCCAGAGCCCGGCCUUCAAAAUUUCCAAAGCACUGUGUGGAAGUGGGCGGGGUUAUUAAAAUCAGCGACGACUCAGACUCCGACUCUGACGAGAUUGACAGCGUCUCUAACUCCUCCCCCGAAUCACUACAGGACAACGACGAUGUGAUUUUUGUGAACCACAUCAACGGACCUGCUGCUAAACUAGAAGAACUCAAGCAGAGGCUGCUGGGUAAAAUAGCAGAGCUGGGGAAGGAGCUGCCGCUCAACACUCUCGACGAGCUCAUUGACAGGUUUGGAGGACCAGAGAAGGUCUCUGAGAUGACGGGCCGUAAGGGACGUGUAGUGCGGCGUCCUGAUGGCAGCGUUCGAUAUGAGACCAGAGCGGAACAGGGCCUGACCAUCGACCACGUCAACGUCAGAGAAAAAGAGCGCUUCAUGACCGGAGAGAAGCUCAUCGCCAUCAUCUCUGAAGCGGCUAGUUCGGGCAUCUCUCUACAGGCAGAUAAACGCGUGCAGAACCGCAAGAGAAGAGUUCACAUGACCUUAGAGCUGCCGUGGAGCGCCGACCGUGCCAUCCAGCAGUUCGGUCGAACACAUCGCUCAAAUCAGGUUACGGCUCCAGAGUAUAUCUUCCUCAUCUCUGAACUGGCUGGAGAGAGACGCUUCGCCUCCAUCGUUGCCAAGAGAUUGGAGAGCCUGGGGGCGCUGACACACGGGGACCGACGAGCAACUGAAUCCAGAGACCUGAGCCAGUACAACUUUGAGAACAAAUACGGCACCAAAGCUUUGGAUAAGAUCACUAAAGCCAUCCUCGGGCACAUCGACAACAAAGUCCCUCCACCGAAAGGCUACCCAGGAGGACCCAUCAUGUUCUUCAGAGAUAUGAAGAAAGGCAUGAUUGAUGUGGGGAUCUUCUGUAAGGAGCCACGUCUGGGUCUGAAUACAGAGAAAGACUGCACCAUCACUAAGUUUCUGAACCGUAUUUUGGGUUUGGAGGUAUAUCAGCAGAACUCUUUGUUCCAGUACUUCACCGAUAACUUCGACUACUUGAUCAACAAGGACAAAAAAGAGGGAAAAUAUGACAUGGGAAUAUUGGAUCUUGCUCCUGGUAAUGAUGAGAUUCACGAGGAAACGCAGGAGAAGUUUCUAACUCCAGGAAACCCUCAGGAGGGCCAGGUCAUCCUCUAUAAGAUCAGUGUGGAUCGUGGGAUGCCCUGGGAAGAGGCCUGCAGUAAAGCAGAGAAACUCACUGGGGACUAUGAAGGCUUUUACCUCUCAAACAAGCUGCGUGGCAGUCAGCCGUGCGUCCUGCUCGCUGAACAGGGUCGGGGUCGAAAUCUUAUCUUGUUUAAGCCCAACAUUGGUAAACAGGCUCAUCCUGAGAACCUGGACAACCUGCUUCUGAGAUACUACAAGGUGACACCUGAUGAAGCAAAGGGUUUCUGGGAGAGUCAGUUUGAGUUUUCUUUCACCAACUGCACACAUGCCAACUGGAAGGGUAAGUGUAAGCUGAUCGAGCAGGGCCAGGAGUGUUUUCUGGGGAUGCGUCUCCGGCAGUAUCACAUGCUGUGCGGAGCGCUGCUUAGGGUUUGGAAGCGAGUGUCUGACAUCGUCUCGGACAUCACCAACUCCAGCAUCCUGCAGAUCGUACGCCUCAAAACCAAACAGAACAGCAAGCAAGUCGGUAUAAAAAUCCCCGAGAACUGCGUAUCCCGUGUGUGCGCCGAGCUCUCCCGGAUGGACGAGGAGGUGAAGAAAGCACGUCGGGAGAGAGAGCAGUUCGCCAACGACCAACGUCUGCGCCAAGAGAUGCUGGCCAAGAUGCUCAACGCUCGCAAGUUCAUCGGAAACCCUUCCCACUCCCUUCAGAACCAUCUUCACUACCCACGAUCCCUUCUGCCGCCUGCGGCGAAGCCAAAGAGCGAGGUGGUCAGCGAGGUCUUGGAUCUGACCAAUAGCCCCUGCCCGUCGCCGGACAUCAAAACGCCAGCGGCGGAUCUAAACGGCGUGAGAGGACGCCCGUGCCCGACCCUUCCCGAGACGUACGACCUGGAAAAUUUGAUCUCCCAGGAGCAGCAGAGACAGGUGGCGGUGAACCCGAACAUGCGCAUGUUGUCGACCCACGUCCCGCAGCAGCACGUUCACACACUAAAGCAGAAUCAUUCGUCGUUUGGAGUGUUGAAACAGCAGCAGCAACAGCAGCAGAGCGGCUCACGUGCGCAACCGUCCACGCAGUACAGCAAGCUCAUGUUUCUCACGCAAAUGCGACAGCAACCCGGCGUGUUGCUGCAAUCUGCACGCGUCGCGCUACCCCCGCACGUGACGCACGCUUCCAACGCACACUUUCUCGGGGUGCCGAAGCAACCCGCGCAGCAGGCGCAACCUGCACAGCAGGUGCAACCCCAAGCCACGCAGUCGCAUGUGGCUCGGCCUACUACGGAAAGAACAAACGACGAGUUCGAUUUCGACGAUUUGGACUUCAGCUACCCCUCGCCCGAUUCGCUUCAGUACCCGUUCACCUCACAAGCCCUGCAAUCCUCGACUCCGCCCCCUCCGCCUUACUCCUCCUCCCUCUUCGCAUCAGCGCCCACAAGCUCCUCCCUCUCAGACUCUAGCUCCUCCUCCUCACACUUCACGCCUUCCUCCUCUUCCUCCGAACAGACGCAUCUGUUACCCAACGGCCACGGCAGCAUGGACGCCCUGGAGACGGUGGAUCACAUGAUCCUCGGGACGCCUUUGGAUCACCGGCAAUCCGUCAUCCAGUUUAAAACGGGUUGGGACGCCACCUAGAGGCUCAAACACGCACACGGUCAGAAGAGUUCUUUCCCAAGUCAUUCUCAGUCCAUAAGCUACGAGUUGGGUUCGUUAAGGAAGAAGACGAUUUUAGAAAUACACGGGCACUUGAAAUUGGUUUUUGUUGGCCUUAUUUGAAGCAAUAGGGCUUUUCCACCCUCCAUUUCAUCACAUCAGACAUUGAGGUAAAACAGAUGUUUAUUUAUUAAGAUAUUGGUGUAUACUGUUUCCUGUUUUAGGGAGUUUCGAAAAAAAAGCCUUCUGUUAAAGCAGUGCCUUUAUCUCCUUCAGAUGCAGUCUUGUGUACGUAUAUAUAUAUAUAUAUAUAUAUUUCUAGAGAGAGUAGUGCUAUAUUAUUUAUUUCCUGCGGCGUCGGUCUCCUCUACCCAGAGUUCUGCGCUUAGGGGAGCGUACGGACCCGAUCGCAUGAUUCUGAAACUGCUGUUUGACCCCUCGAACCCUGUGAAUUUCUCAUUUCUUUCUACAUUUCAGUAAUCCGAACACAGGGACAGAUUUGUUCACGAUCUAGUGAUGGCGGCGCUCGCCGAAAUCCUUUCUCUCAGGUAUCGUAUAGACUCGUCACUGUCCAAACAGAUUAUUUUAUAGAACAUAAUAGGUUGCGGAUGGAUCGUCGUGAGCUUUGGGAGUCGAUAACCAAAUUAUUUAUUAGCAGACUUGGUUGUGAACGAGCGCUGAAACCACUGGACCUCUGUGGAGCAAUAGCAAUAAAAACCAAACGCAUGUUAUAAAUCAAAUACUGCCCCACGAACAACUCGCGAUUCUCUUUGUAUCUGUUCAGAAGUGAUAUUUUUGAAUGGUUUUUGAAUAUUUUUGUGUUGGAAGAAUAUUAUAUUUGUUAUGCAGGUUUGUUUGUUUGUAUGAGGUCAAUGUUUUUUUGUUUUUUUUUCUUUUUGGUCUUGUAUUCUCGUGUAGUUGGAAUGGAAGCAAAUGUAUUGGCGUCUUUGCUAUUGCUGUUCGUAUUAUUAUUGUUAUUAUUAAUACUAUUAUUAUUGUUGCUAUUUAUAUCCAAGGGACAUUAUUAGUAGAGGUAGACUUUGUUAUAAUCACGUGUAGAAGAUAAAACACUUUUCCAAUGCCUUGUCAGGGUUUUAUUUUAUUUCUCCCGCUCCCAAAACAGAAUCAAAGCCCGCGGCCUGCCACCAAAACUGAGCUGCACUGCCCCGCGCUGCUGUUUGGCGUUCGCAUGUUACUUUUUUUAUUCCUUCACUCGAAAUUCAUUAUUUGUUUUCUUUUGGGUCGGGCGUCUUGAUUUUUCCCGUCGCACCAAAGUUUUCUGUGCGGUUUUUGCAGGCUCCGUUCGGUCGUGCUCAAUCUCAGGAAAAGUCGAGGGAAAGAACGCGCCGUCGCAGAUGAAGACGCGUGAUACUGACUACUGUAUUUUACAGGCCUGGCUACCGUAUUCUAGACUUGAAGUAUGUGCGAGAAAAUGCGAAUUUUGGAAUCUCGCUCGAGUAUUACUACAAGUUCUCUCCUUUUGAUAUGAUUUUUCGUAUGCAAGCAGUUUCAAAACUGGAUUGGUAAAAUGAACAAAAGCAAUCCGGUUCACAGGAGGCUGUGAUUGGCUCCAGUUACUCAGUUGAAGCAUUUUGUGUGUAAAAGUGUAAAAACCCAGUACAAAGAAAUCACAAGUGAACACUUUAAUAAUAAAAACAAAACAUUUAUUAAAACUGCUACUGAUUGUAUGUAUUGUUGUCAUUGCUGUUGUUAUUAUUAUUGUUAUAUUAUUAAUGUUUCCAGUUAGAAUUCUGUUCAGCACUUUUACUUUGGGCUUCUUUGUUUUAUCCCAAUAUUUAUGAGUUUAGACAGAACUGUAAAUAGUGUAAACAAAUGUGCCUUUUGACUCAUUCUGAACGUUUUCUACAUUUAACAGAAGGAAUAUAUUGUACUGCAAUAUAAUUUUUAACAAACAAUAAAAUUUUAAAAGUUUG
This is a messenger RNA of Labeo rohita (rohu), 6837 nucleotides long. RefSeq names its product strawberry notch homolog 2a (gene sbno2a). The record is from RefSeq and is a predicted model, not a curated record. The transcript is spliced from 32 exons. Gene Ontology annotation, biological process: regulation of DNA-templated transcription. The coding region runs from base 221 to 4885 and encodes 1554 amino acids. Gene Ontology annotation, molecular function: chromatin DNA binding; histone binding. Gene Ontology annotation, cellular component: nucleus. Lineage: Eukaryota; Metazoa; Chordata; Actinopteri; Cypriniformes; Cyprinidae.